UUCAGUUAAAUUUACUAAGAAUACGCCAAUUUACAUUUUUACAAUGUCGAAUUUCAAUGCUUUAUUAUAAUAAUACAUACGUUGUGUACACAAUGUUUUGCAUAAACGUUCAUUAUUGAUGCACAUUGAACUUAGAAUGUGCAGUGUAAUGGCCGUGGUCCGCAUUUCAGUGGUGCAUUAAAAUUUCCAAUCAUGGCUGUGAUUUUGAAGGGUGCUGGCAAAUUAUAUUAUUAUCUCAACGAGGACAUUGCAGAUGAAAGAAUACAAGAGUGGCCGCUUAUGCGAACCCCGUGGCCUGGACUAACUCUCCUGGCACUGUAUUUGUUCGCCGUAUACAAAUGGUUGCCCGAUUACAUGAGUAAACGACCGCCUUAUGAUCUGCGAUUCUUGAUGGCAAUUUAUAACAUAAUACAGAUCAUUGGCUGUGUAUACGUAUUUUACCAAAGUCUAACAUUAGGAUGGUUGAACCAGUACUCGCUUGUUUGCCAGCCUGUCAACGACGGUCCUCACAGCUUCCUGUACGCCUGGAGAGUCUGCUACAUUUACUUUGUGAUCAAGAUAAUGGAUCUCUUAGAUACGAUAUUUUUUGUUCUGCGAAAAAAACAAAACCAAGUAACAUUUCUUCAUGUUUACCAUCAUUGUGGAAUGGUGGCUGUGGCAUGGGGCAUCGUGAAGUGGGUGCCAGGCGGCCACGUCACUCUGAUGGUCACUAUCAACUCCUUUGUGCACAUCGUCAUGUACGUAUACUACUUAUUGACGACAUGGGACGAGUCCUAUAAGAGAUCGCUGUGGUGGAAAAAACACGUCACUCAAGUCCAGAUUAUCCAGUUCAGUAUAAUACUUAUACACUUUCUGGCGCUGUUGGCAACUCAGGAUUGCGCAUUUCCACGCCAACCGAUCUACAUUCUUCUCCCACAAAAUCUGUUUAUCUUCAUCCUGUUCUGCGACUUUUAUUAUAAGGCCUACAUAAGCAAACCAAAAGUAAAUUGAUUUAAAAUGUUUACGUAAUGCUGUAACCGAAAAUAAAUAUAUUUUUUCUUUUUUGAU
This is a messenger RNA of Chilo suppressalis (striped riceborer), 1047 nucleotides long. NCBI's taxonomy places the organism in Eukaryota, Metazoa, Arthropoda, Insecta, Lepidoptera, Crambidae. The record is from the annotation of a GenBank genome assembly.